UGAGUCAUGACAAUAACAUACACCAACUUCAAUUCUCUUAUCAUUUCUUCAUCGAUCAUACCGAAAUUCACACACAGAAAACCCUAGAAAUCCUUACAAAUACAUAAUAAUUUUACACGCAAACUCAAAAUGACGGAUAAAAUUAGAUUAUUGUUGCCGAUUUUCUUGUUAUUGACGUUAGUUUUCGUGCAAAUUGGUGAAUCUGUGUGGUUGAAUUUACCUAAAUCGGGAAAUAAGUGUGUGAGUGAAGAGAUACAUAAUAAUGUUGUUGUUGUUGGAGAUUAUGUUGUGAUUUCUGAUGAUCAUCUUCAUCCUACUCCCACGAUUUCUUCUAAGGUUACAUCACCUUAUGGAAACGUUCUUCACCAUAAGGAGAAUGUGACACAUGGUCAAUUUGCAUUCACAUCAAGUGAGUCUGGUCAGUAUAUGACAUGUUUCUGGCCGGACCGCCCUAAUGAAGGUGGUGCCUUAAGUGUUAAUAUUGACUGGAAAAUUGGAGUCGCAGCAAAGGAUUGGGAGUCGGUUGCUAGAAAAGAAAAAAUCGAGGGUGUUGAGCUCGAGUUGAGAAAGCUUGAAGGAGCAGUGGAGGCCAUUCAUGAUAAUCUGUUAUACCUCAAGAGCAGAGAGGCAGAAAUGAGAGGAGUUAGUGAGACUACCAAUUCUCGGGUGGCUUGGUACAGUAUCAUAUCCUUGGGUAUUUGCAUUUUGGCGUCAUGUGCACAACUAUGGUACUUGACUCGUUUCUUCCAAAAGAAGAAACUGAUCUAGAUUUUUAAUCUCUCAUGGUAAUGUUAUAAGAUAGGAUUUAAUCAAUGAAAGAAGUACUGUUUCUUUUUUUGUUUUUCUUGAUUAUGGUGGAUUCAAGAUUCGUGAUACCAUGUGUAGACAAGUAUACUCCUACAUGUUCGCUUUUCGGAUGAUGGGAAAUAGUUUAAUGAACAUAACACGUUUAUUGUGUUUA
Messenger RNA from Helianthus annuus (common sunflower), 961 nucleotides. RefSeq names its product transmembrane emp24 domain-containing protein p24delta3. NCBI's taxonomy places the organism in Eukaryota, Viridiplantae, Streptophyta, Magnoliopsida, Asterales, Asteraceae. The record is from RefSeq and is a predicted model, not a curated record. Gene Ontology annotation, cellular component: COPII-coated ER to Golgi transport vesicle; endoplasmic reticulum; endoplasmic reticulum-Golgi intermediate compartment. The coding region runs from base 130 to 768 and encodes 212 amino acids. The transcript is spliced from 4 exons. Gene Ontology annotation, biological process: endoplasmic reticulum to Golgi vesicle-mediated transport; Golgi organization; intracellular protein transport.